AUGGCCUCCGGGCCAGCAGCCCAGCUGCUGGACUACAGUCAGCCUAUUGAUGUUCCAUUGCUUGACGCAACGGUGGCAGCAUUUUAUGGCGCAGCUACCCCAGCAGAGAGGACGACUGCAGAAGACAUCCUUCGCAAAAUACAGGAACACCCAGAUGCCUGGACGCGUGUGGACAGGAUAUUGGAGCAUUCACAGAGCCAGCAGUCCAAGUUCUUCGCUCUACAGAUUUUGGAGGAGCUUAUAAAGCAUAGAUGGGGUGCCAUAGACGACCAGCAGAGGGAGGGCAUCAAAAAUUACCUCUCCAACCUCAUCAUCAAAAUAUCUUCUGACGAGGUCACGCUGCGCCGUGAGAAGGUCUUCCUGAACAAACUCAACAUCCUCCUAGUGCAGGUGUUGAAGCAGGACUGGCCGCACAAGUGGCCCACCUUCAUCCCGGACAUUGUGGCAGCGUCCAAGACGAGCGAGCCGCUGUGCGAGAACUCCAUGGUCAUCCUCAAGCUGCUCUCUGAGGAGAUCUUUGACUUCUCCCGCGGCGAACUCACCCAGGCAAAGACGAAGGAGCUGAAGAAUUCGCUGAACCAGGAGUUCCGGCUGAUCCACGAGCUGUGCCUGUUUGUGCUGAACGCGAGCCAGAAGCCGGAGCUCAUCCGCGCCACGCUGUCCACGCUGCACGCGUUCCUGUCGUGGGUGCCCCUGGCCUACAUCUUCAACUCCAACCUGGUCGAGGUCCUGCUCAAGCUGUUCCCUCAGCAGCCCUUCCGCAAUGUUGCCCUCCAAUGCCUCACUGAGGUGGCCGGUCUCCAAGUGGGCGCGGAGCACAACACCCACUUUGAGGGCCUGUUCAAGGUGUGGAUUGGGCAGCUGGGCAGCAUCCUGCCCGCGGGCACCAACAUUCCAGCCGCCUACGAGCGCGGCAGUGACCAGGACCAGGACUUUGUGCAGAACCUGGCCAUCUUCCUCACCACCUUCUUUAAGGCGCACAUCCCGACGCUGGAGACGACCGAUGAGAACCGGGCGGCGCUGCUGCUGGGCCUGGACUACCUGCUCAGCGUGAGCUUUGUGGACGACGACGAGGUCUUCAAGAUCUGCCUGGAUUUCUGGAACUACUUUGUCCCGGACGUCUACGCCAGCGUGACCACCGGCAUGGCCGACGCUAACGCCGCGUUUGCGUUCGGCGGCGCGGCCCCGGCCGCCACCGGCCGGCGACACCUGUACGGCGCUGUGCUGUCGCGCCUGCGCCUGCUCAUGAUCUCGCGCAUGGCCAAGCCCGAGGAGGUGAUUGUGGUGGAGGACGAGAACGGCAACAUUGUGCGCGAGACAAUGAAGGACACAGACACGCUGGCGCGCUACAAGACGAUGCAUGAGACGCUGGUCUACCUCAGCCACCUGGACCAUGACGACACCGAGAAUCAGAUGCUCGAAAAGCUCCGCCUGCAGCUGAACGGGAAGGAGUGGAGUUGGGGCGCGCUGAACACGCUGUGCUGGGCGAUCGGCAGCAUCAGCGGCAGCAUGAUGGAGGAGCAGGAGAACCGCUUCCUGGUUACAGUCAUCCGCGACCUGCUCAACCUCUGCGAGAUCACCCGCGGCAAGGACAACAAGGCCGUCAUCGCAUCCAACAUCAUGUACGUCGUGGGGCAGUAUCCGCGCUUCCUGCGCAAUCACUGGAAGUUCCUGAAGACGGUUGUGAACAAGCUGUUUGAGUUCAUGCACGAGACUCACCCCGGCGUCCAGGACAUGGCCUGCGAGACCUUCCUCAAGAUCUGCCACAAGUGCAAGCGCAAGUUCGUUGGGGAGACAGAGCCGUUCAUAUCGGAGCUGCUGGGGGAACUCACGGCGACGAUCCAGGACCUUGAGACUCACCAGAUCCACAUGUUCUAUGAGGCCGUGGGCCUCAUGAUCUCCGCAGACUCUGACGCCAAGCGACGAGAACAAUACCUGGCGCAGCUGAUGGCGCCCCCCAACCUGACGUGGCGGGAGAUAGUGGGGCAGGCGAGCGCGCAGGCGGACAUCCUGAAGCAGACCGAGGUGAUGCGCAACGUGCAGAACAUUCUGUCAACCAACGCCUCCGUCGCCUCCUCCCUCGGCCAGCCCUUCCUCUCCCAGAUCACCCUCAUCUACCUGGACAUGCUCAAUAUGUACCGGAUGUACAGCGAGCUCAUAUCGGCGGCGAUAGCAAGUGGCGGCCCGCACGCGGCGCGCACAUCGCAGGUGAAGCUGAUGCGCGCGGUGAAGAAGGCGACGCUGCGGCUGAUUGAGACGUUUGUUGACAAGUGCGAGGACACGCAGCUGAUCGCCACCCAGUUUGUGCCCGCCAUGAUGGAUCCCAUCCUGGGUGACUACGCGCGCAACGUCCCAGAUGCCAGGGAUGCGGAGGUGCUGAGCGUGUUUGCGGCGAUCAUCUCAAAGCUGCGUGAGGCAAUGGCGGCCGAGGUUCCGCGCAUCUUUGAGGCCGUCUUCGAAUGCACCCUCCAGAUGAUCACCAAGAACUUUGAGGAUUACCCGGAGCACCGGCUGCAGUUCUUCAACCUGCUGCGGGCGAUCACCAACGCGUGCUUCCCCACGCUCUUCGCCAUGUCCCCGGGCCAGCUCAAGCUGGUCAUCGAUUCCAUCGUGUGGGCAUUCCGCCACACCGAGCGCAACGUGGCGGACACCGGCCUCAACCUGCUGCUUGAGCUGCUGCUCAUGUUCAGCCGCAGCGACUACGCCACCCAAUUCCACCAAACCUACUACCUCCAGCUCGUGCAGGAGAUCUUCGCCGUCAUGACCGACACGUUCCACAAGCCGGGCCUGAAGAUGCACGCGAAGAUCCUGCACCACCUGUUCACCAUCGUCAACACGGACGUGAUCAAGGCCCCCCUGUGGGACACCGCCGCGCUGGGCCCCUCCACCUUCCCCAACAACGCCGCCUUUGUGCACCAGCACGUCUCCCAACUCCUCACCACCUCCUUCCCCAACCUGCGGCCGCAGCAGGUCGAGGCGUGCGUGACGGGCAUGUUUGAGCUGAAGGAGGACAGCGCCUUCAAGGCCCACCUGCGCGACUUCCUGGUUCAGACCAAGUCCUUCGCCGACAAGAACAAUGCCGACCUCUUCGCCGAAGAAGCCGCCGCGCAGCGCGAGGCGGAGCGGCAGAGGAUGGCGCAGAUCCCCGGCAUGUUGAAUCCGCACGAGGUCAAGGAGGAGGCCAUGGGAGAGACCGGCUGAAUGACAACGCCCCCCGCCGCCAGACAAGUCAUGUAACACCGGUCUGUCGCGGCGUUCACUGCCCCCGUGCCUCCGAGCGGCUCUUGGGAGGCUGGCCCCUUUUACCUGGGUGCUAGGCUGCGAAGCGCAGGCAUCGGACGGCAACCAUUUUUGCAAUGUGAACUUGAGUUGUGCGGGGAGACCCUGGCAGGAGCUGUCCGCGCAGCCGGCUGAGUCUGCCUGUUUAUUUGGCUUGGCUUGAGUUGGGCCACUGGCAGCUGGCAGAAUAUGACUUGGCGAGCGGCUAAAAGGGGUGUGCCGGGUGAGAGAGUUUAGCGGGCGCACGGGGAAGUUUAGGUGUUGUGCAGAAUGGCGGGGGAAUCAGGAGGGGUGAAGAAUAUGUUUACAUUGACUGGCGAGUUGACAGCGCCACCUGUGCAUGUACAAGCUGCCUGUUCCCACGAUGGGACGCCCGAUACAUAGCUAGUAACUUGACUGCCGCUGCUGCGUGCGUUGCUGCGCGUGCCUCCGGCCCCAUUUAUUAGAGAC
Molecule: messenger RNA, 3729 nt
Organism: Coccomyxa subellipsoidea C-169
Lineage: Eukaryota; Viridiplantae; Chlorophyta; Trebouxiophyceae; Coccomyxaceae
Exons: 18
Coding region: 1-3201 (1066 amino acids)
Biological process (GO): protein export from nucleus; ribosomal large subunit export from nucleus; ribosomal small subunit export from nucleus
Cellular component (GO): nucleus; cytoplasm
Molecular function (GO): nuclear export signal receptor activity; small GTPase binding
Source: RefSeq, a predicted model, not a curated record